AUGUCGGUUGCGAAUCGCGCAGCACCCGAAAGUGGUCAUGAAAAAUGUGAUUUACUGAAGCAAUUUAACGAACUUUACCGCUGUAUCGAGCAGGAGAUACGUUCCCAUCGUCACGAGCACGAGCGCGUCCGUGCGGAUCUGCAGCACCAGCUCGAACGUGGUGUACACAGCACCAAACCAUUCGAUUCCGUGUACGAGCAAGACGGUGCCGAACCGUCAGUUGCUGAGCCGGAUUACAAACGUGUCAGCGAUGAAGUGAUCCGGAACCAGCAGAAUCAAAUUCAGCUGAUCAAAGAGGAAAAAGAAACGUUCGAGAAGCUGUGGCAAAGCUCUCAGUGUACAAUCCGUAUUUUGGAGCUCGAAAUACACGAGUACAGACGGCAACUGAAGCAGCCCAAGGGGGUACUUGAGGCACGGCAACAAUACGCGGCCGCCGUACAGCUGCUGGAAAAAAAUAUAGCCGACUUGAGGGGAGCAUUGGACGAAAAAAUAACCGAAAAUCGACACCUGCAACGUGAGCAGCAGGCAACAGCGGAACGGAUGAAGGUAUUGGAGGAAAAUGGAAAAGCGCAACAGCGAGAAGCGGAAGCGCUAACGAAGGCAAUCGACGAGCUGCGGACAAGUGAGUGUCAGCUGCGCUCCGAUCUCGACCGUACGAUGCGGGAUAAGUCGGAGCUGGAGACGCUGCUCGAUACGGCUGCCACACUAGCCAAACAGCACAUGAGCCGUGAAAAUCUCGCCCUCGCUAAAGUACAGGAAGCCCUACAGAUUGCGGACAGUGCGAUCGAGGAGAAGAAUUGCGUCGUUCGACGGGAGCAGGAUGCCCGGGAACAAUGUGACUUUCUGGCCUCCACCAUUGGGCAGGUGAUGGAGGAAGCGGCCCGCAAGGUGGAACACGAGCUCGGUGGACUGCGCAGUGGGUACGAGCGGCAAAUAGGCGAACUGGAACGAGCCCUUGACCAAACUCGGAGCGCACUGAAGAUACAGGCCCAACGAACGACCCAAGCAGAGACGCGGGCACGUACGGUGGAGGAAAAGUUUCGAACGUUGCUAAAAACGAACCAAAAUCUCGACACCGAUCUGAGGGCUGCUUCGAAGAUGAUUACCGAAAUGGAGCUCAAGUUGGAAGCACUUCAGAAAACGAUGGCCAAAGAGAAGGAAACCAAUCGAGCGUGCAGUGCACGAGAGGAAGACUUGCAGCGCCUGUUGGCCAACAGCGAGCAGCUGAAGGACCGUUGGAAGCGCGAGAUGCUUUCGGUAACGGACGAGCUGCGGUGCAAGAUUGCAACGAUGCAGCGAGAGAAUUGCAAGCUAACAGCGGAAAACAAUCAAUUAAAGGAUCAGCUAUUAAUGGCAUCGUCACCACCGAUGGUGACCGGCAACGAUGGAGGCGCCCAGUCGGUGUGA
Messenger RNA from Anopheles maculipalpis, 1407 nucleotides. RefSeq names its product sodium channel and clathrin linker 1-like. The record is from RefSeq and is a predicted model, not a curated record. Bases 1 to 1407 code for a protein of 468 amino acids. The transcript is spliced from 5 exons. NCBI's taxonomy places the organism in Eukaryota, Metazoa, Arthropoda, Insecta, Diptera, Culicidae.